Triticum turgidum subsp. durum (durum wheat) is the source of this 1473-nucleotide messenger RNA. The record is from the annotation of a GenBank genome assembly. NCBI's taxonomy places the organism in Eukaryota, Viridiplantae, Streptophyta, Magnoliopsida, Poales, Poaceae.
AUGGCGGCCGCCCCCGCGGGCCCCCAGAACCGCUGCGUCUUCGUUGGGAACAUUCCGUACGAUGCGACGGAGGAGCAGCUUGUGCAGAUAUGCGAGGAAGUCGGGCCCGUGGUCUCCUUCAGACUGGUUGUUGAUAAGGAAACCGGAAAGCCGAAAGGUUAUGGAUUUUGUGAAUACAAGGAUGAAGAGACAGCUCUAAGUGCACGCCGGAACCUUCAGGGUCAUGAUGUUAAUGGUCGUCAGUUACGUGUUGAUUUUGCUGAAAAUGGGAGGAACACUGACAGAAAUAGAGAAAAGGGUCGUGGAGGACCAGGAAUGUCAUCUACUGUUGAUGCUCAGAAACAAUUAACCACAACUCCCGCUGUAGGGGACACCAGCCUUCAUCAGCUUAUUGGUCUUCCACCGGCAAUACACGCUGCAUCUGUGAUGGCUGGCGUUCUUGGGGGAGCUCAAACUGCAAAUGUACAAAAUGGUUUACCUGUCCAAUUUGGGCUUGGAAACGACCCUCUUACCCAUUACUUGGCCAGGAUGUCAAGGCAUCAGUUGUAUCAAAUCAUGUCUGAGUUGAAGACCCUAACUACUCAAAAUAACGACCUUGCCAAAAAACUGCUGCAAGGAAUUCCACAGCUUCCAAAGGCCCUAUUUCAGGCACAGAUAAUGCUCGGGCUGGUGACACCUCAGAUGAUGCAGAUGGCUAAGAGCCAACAGCCCUCUAGCUCGUUGGCACAAUCUUCUCACCUCAAUGAAUCAUUUCCGCAGCCAGAUGCUGUGCUACCAAUUGUUCAUAGACCUCCACCAAACCCUAAUGCCAUGCAGGAACAAACUGCACCGCUGCAUAACUUUCCUCAGUAUCAGCAUUCAUCUCAGCCUCCAGUCAAAAUGUUUCCGCAUGGACAUCAGCCUGGGGUGCUGGCACACCCUCCAAUGCUAUCUCAGCCCUUCGGCACCUCUUCCAGUGUUCCUACUCAACCCCUUGUAAACUCAGGAGGCUUGACAUCACAAGUUCAGCCUUCAUUUUUGACACAGCACCCUAGACCACCAGUUAUGCCAACUAAUGUACAGCAACUACCCUUGACCAAUCCUCAUCUCUCCCAGGUUGCUGCUGAACCUGAGAUACUCCCCAAUGAGAUAAGAUUGCCUGAUCGAGCUAGUCAUCAGGCAGAGUUAGACCAUCCCUCGAAAUUGAGAAAAUUGGAGGAUGGAACAUCAACGCCAGGAAUUGUAAACAAUAGUCCUGCUGUUUAUUCUGCUCCAUCGCAGGUAGUGGUCCCUAGUGGACCAUCAGGGAGCUAUAGUUCUGGUGCUGUUCACUUCCAGCAACCAGAGAAUGAAGCGCCUCAGCUCACACAGGACGAUGAGUCAGCCCUUCUGCAGCAAGUCUUACAACUGACACCUGAGCAGCUGAGUUCAUUGCCAGUGGAGCAGCAGCAGCAGGUGAUACAGCUUCAGAAGAUGCUAUCAGCUGGUAAAUAG